Pieris macdunnoughi is the source of this 432-nucleotide messenger RNA. Lineage: Eukaryota; Metazoa; Arthropoda; Insecta; Lepidoptera; Pieridae. The record is from the annotation of a GenBank genome assembly.
AUGCACCGCAAAUCUCUUGAAGCGGCGCAACACCUAAAGGAGUCAGGGUCGGAGCGCGAAGGCUCGGAGGCCGAAGGAGAGCGGGCGCCUUCAGCCUCCCCCCACUCCCCUCACUCGCAUCGCCACGACCCGCACGACGCUCAGGCACAAAGCUCUCCGGGCAGUAGCACAACAGCAUCAUCUGGGGCGAAGGGUCGGACUUCGCCCGACGGUCGCGACGUUUACGAAGACCCGGAAGCCUUCCGCAACAACAGCAUCGCCUGUCUUCGAGCAAAGGCGCAGGAGCAUCAUGCGCGUCUGCUCUCUAGCAACCUCCUUCUUCAGCUGUAUGAGCGGCGGGACUGUCCACAGGUGCGCGGGCUGCGGGCCAGCGCAGAGGAGGACGGGGACCGGCAGGACAUCGACGUGGGCACCGAGCAGCCUCUCUACUGA